Molecule: messenger RNA, 1279 nt
Organism: Phanerochaete carnosa HHB-10118-sp
Lineage: Eukaryota; Fungi; Basidiomycota; Agaricomycetes; Polyporales; Phanerochaetaceae
Exons: 10
Coding region: 1-1275 (424 amino acids)
Molecular function (GO): oxidoreductase activity, acting on paired donors, with incorporation or reduction of molecular oxygen; heme binding; iron ion binding
Source: RefSeq, a predicted model, not a curated record
AUGGCAGGCAUGAAUCUCGUCGUGCUAAACAGCCUCCAGUCGUGCACAGAUCUGCUGGAUAAGCGAUCGAGCAUCUAUUCCGACAGACCCACGUCGGGCAUCACGAUGGUCUCCGAGCUGUGUGAUCUUGGCUGGAGCUUCGGACUGCAGCGCUACGGUCCUGAAUGGCGCGAUGGUCGCAAGGCGUUCCAGUCCCAGUUCCACGCGAACACCGUGCAAAAGUACCGCCCCGCUCUCUCGCGCGAGAUAUAUCGCUUCCUGCGUCGUCUUUGCACAGAACCUGCGGGAUGGGAGCACCACCUCCAUCUGAUAGCAGGGGGUCUAAUAAUGUCUGCCGCAUAUGCGAUCGACGUCCAGGAGAAGAAUGACCCGUACUUGACAACCCAAGAGCACGCUGCCGAGUGUGUGAAGAAGAGUUUGGUUCCCGGCGCCUACCUCGUUGGUAUCUUUCCGUUCUUUAAGUACGUACCAGAGUGGUUUCCAGGCGCAAGAUUCCAGCACGAAGCAAGGAUGUGGCGCAAGUCUGUAAUGCACGUUUUGCAUGCACCCUACAACAUCGUAAAGGAGCGCAUGGUAAAAGACCCGGUGGCGACGCCUGACUGCAUUACCAAGUCCUUGAUAGAGAAUAUGGUCGAUACAGCGAAAGACCCUGCCUACAUGGAGCGAGUCGCCAAGUCAGCCGUGGGAUCGGUGUAUCUCGCUGGCGCCGACACAACGCUCUCAAUCAUAACAUCCUACUUCCUUGCCAUGGUGCUCUAUCCUGAUGUCCAACGUCGUGCACAAGAAUACAUCGAUGAGGUCUGCCAAGGUCGGCUCCCAGACUACUCGGACUACGAUGCUCUGCCAUACGUACACGCACUCGUACGUGAAAGCCUGCGGUGGAAUCCAGUAGUUUCCUUGAAUCUUCCGCACAGGUGCACCACUGACGACAUCUACGAAGAAUACCUUAUCCCGGAAGGUUCCAUCGUCGUUGCGAAUAUCCACGCGAUUUUGCACGACCCCACGGCAUACCCUGACCCCUCGACCUUCAACCCGGAGCGCUUGCUGUGCCGCACCCCCGAUGGCGAGCUCGCGCUAGACCCCAAUGUGCCAGAUCUAUUGCACGCCGCCUUCGGCUUCGGGCGCCGCAUCUGCCCUGGGAGAUUCAUGGCGUACCAGUCCAUAUGGCUCACUCUUGCGAGCUUCCUCUGCGCAUUCCGUAUCGAGCGCGCAAAGGACGAGCGCGGGGUGCCCAUUGACCCGGGCGGGGAGUACGACUGGGGCUUCACAAAGUGAGCCG